ACCUUUUCACCACAGGGGGCAGGCGAGGAGGGGAGGUUUAAACAGCUGGCAGCGCAAACGCUCUAAAAACCGCAUCAGGCACGACCCCCCCAACUAGACACCCAAGGGGUGUCAGGUGGCACAAAAGAACAAAAAAGGGGGCGAAGAGAGGGAGCCGAGAUUUGCGGGUAUCAUCAUGGCGCUCAUCCCGUCGCAGGUCCUCCGCGUGGCCAUCCUGCUCUCCUACUUCUCCAUCCUAUGCCACUACAAGGCUCUGGACAUGCCGGCGCACCAGACCUACGGGGGCAGCUGGAAGUUCCUUACCUUCAUCGACCUGGUGAUCCAGGCGGUGUUCUUCGCCCUGUGCGUUUUGAUCGACGUCUCCGGUCUGCUGACCAAAGCCGGCGAAAACCGCGAGCAGGAGCGCCAGCUCAGGAAGCUGAUUGGCCUGAGGGACUGGAUAAUGGCCGUCCUGGCCUUCCCUGUCGGAGCGUUUGUGGUGUUCACCUUCUGGAGUCUGUACCUUUACGACCGAGAGCUGGUCUACCCCAAACUGCUGGACAACUUCAUCCCUCAGUGGCUCAACCACGGCAUGCACACUACCGUGCUGCCGUUCAUCAUCAUCGAGAUGCGCACCACCCGCCAUCGCUACCCCAGCAGGUCGUGCGGCCUGGUGGCCGUCUGCUGCUUCGGCGUGGGCUACAUCCUCUGGACUUGCUGGGUACAGCAGAUGACGGGCAUGUGGGUGUACCCUAUCCUGGAGCGCAUCACGCCGCUCGCCCGCCUCGUCUUCUUCACCGUGCUCACUGCCGUCAUUUGCAUCUUCUACCUGCUUGGAGAAAUACUUAACAGCUACAUCUGGUAUCAACCGCACCCAGCGAAGGUCAAAUGUGAAUGAUCUUGAGUUGUGAGAGCCAGUGGAGUCACACCUGUAGGGGUCACGUCAAGCUCCGCCCACCCAGACAGCAGGAUUGCAGAGCUGUGACCUUUGAACUCCAUCAACACCAACAAGCCUGAAAAUGGGAAACUGGACGCCCACCAUUUAAUGUGGGAGCCGCUGGAUAAAAGAUGAGCGGAACCCAGUCAGAAAUCGAAUGAGAUUCAAACCCAGAACCUUUCGACUGCAAGCCAUCCACUCUACCCACUACCGGAGUGUGUCUCCAACUGACUCUUAUGAAAAGUCCUGAUGAGGCCUUUCCAAAACUCUUGUGACAUUUUCACUAUGUGCAGUGCAAAGCCUUGAGAAGACAUUGACCUGUAGAGGGCGCUACUGAGUAUCCAGCACAUUGACCCAGCUGCAUAAUAGAGGUUACUUAUUGGAUUAGGUUAUAUGACGCCUUUCUUCUUGUGGGGAUGUUUUGGCAAGAUGGUACACAUCCAAACAGGUCAAGUUACAAGUUUGUUUGUUUUUUGCUUGGUGAAGAUAAAAAAAAAAAAAUCUUAUAGGAUGCUGAAUCUACACAUAACCUCUAUUUAUUGGACCAGGUUCUGACUAAACUACUGUACUUAACUUGAACAAUAAAUCCAUAAAGUUGUUCAGA
Molecule: messenger RNA, 1520 nt
Organism: Syngnathus typhle (broad-nosed pipefish)
Lineage: Eukaryota; Metazoa; Chordata; Actinopteri; Syngnathiformes; Syngnathidae
Gene: aig1
Product: androgen-induced 1 (H. sapiens)
Exons: 6
Coding region: 176-877 (233 amino acids)
Cellular component (GO): endomembrane system; membrane
Source: RefSeq, a predicted model, not a curated record